CUGAACACAAACCAAAGAGAUUUUUAUAUCCUUCAUUCUCUUCCAACAUUUUCGAAUCUGAGCGUGGUUAUGGCUUUAGCUGUCACUUCUUCUUCAACUGCCAUCUCUGGAUCCAGUUUCUCGCGCUCUGGAGCUUCUUCUGAUCCUAAAGCACUCCAAAUCUGUUCGCUUAGGUUAUCUGAUAGAAUCCAUGUCUCUACUCUCUCCCAGACACGUUACUCUAUCAAAUCACAUUCACGCAACAACGAAUCUUUCCUUCCUCGUGCUUCAACCCUAGUCACUCCUGAAGUGGAAGAGAAAGAAGAAGAGGUUGAGGAUUUCGAGCAACUCGCGAAAAAAUUGGAAGAUGCAUCUCCACUUGAAGUCAUGGACAAAGCUCUCCAGAAAUUCGGAAGCAACAUCGCUAUUGCUUUCAGUGGCGCUGAAGAUGUUGCAUUGAUCGAAUACGCUCGUUUAACCGGAAGGCCCUUCAGGGUAUUCAGCUUAGACACGGGAAGAUUAAACCCUGAGACCUACCGCCUCUUCGACGCAGUGGAGAAGCAGUACGGGAUUCGAAUCGAGUACAUGUUCCCUGACGCGGUCGAAGUUCAAGCACUAGUGAGGAACAAAGGUUUGUUCUCUUUCUACGAAGAUGGUCACCAGGAGUGUUGCCGUGUGAGGAAAGUAAGACCUCUGCGCCGCGCUCUCAAGGGUCUCAAAGCCUGGAUCACAGGACAGAGGAAAGACCAGUCUCCAGGGACGAGAUCCGAGAUUCCGAUUGUUCAGGUUGAUCCCGUGUUUGAAGGGUUAGAUGGGGGUGUUGGGAGUCUUGUGAAGUGGAACCCUUUGGCUAAUGUUGAAGGUGUUGAUGUGUGGAACUUUUUGAGGACGAUGGAUGUUCCUGUGAAUGCAUUGCACGCGCAAGGGUAUGUUUCUAUUGGGUGUGAGCCGUGUACCAGGCCGGUGCUUCCUGGUCAGCACGAGAGGGAAGGAAGGUGGUGGUGGGAAGAUGCUAAAGCUAAAGAAUGUGGUUUGCAUAAAGGGAACAUCAAGGAGAAAGAUGGCGAUGCCACCGCGGAUUUGGCUCCUGUUAUUGUGAAGGAUAUAUUUGAAAGCGAGAAUGUGGUUGCGUUGAGCAGAGGAGGGAUUGAGAAUCUGGUUAAGCUAGGUAGCCGCAAAGAGCCGUGGCUGGUUGUGCUUUACGCUCCUUGGUGCCCGUUUUGCCAGGCGAUGGAAGCGUCUUAUGUGGAGUUGGCUGAGAAACUGGCGGUGAAAGGGGUUAAGGUGGCGAAGUUCCGUGCGGAUGGUGACCAGAAGGAGUUUGCUAAGCAAGAGCUUCAGUUAGGAAGCUUCCCGACAAUACUGCUGUUUCCGAAAAGCGCUCCACGGGCGAUUAAGUACCCGUCGGAGCAUAGGGAUGUUGAUUCUCUUAUGUCCUUUGUGAAUCUACUCCGAUGAGUUAUGAGAUUGGGAUCUAAACAGUGAUGAAGAUUCAAGAUAAUUGAGAUGAAGGAAUGAUUUCAUCUUCAGAUUGUGGAUCUAAAAGAAUAAACAAAAGCUUUUAUGUUCUAUAUGACUUUGUAUAUGGUAUUGUAGGGAGUUUAUAGACUCUUUUUGCUUUCUUGUCGUUAAAUGUGGUUUGUUCUUUUUGAGUUUUACUUGGGAAGGAAAGUGUUCGUGUAGUGGGAUGUUUUUGGUUAUGUUUUUCUAGAUAUGUGAAUCUACUACAGUUACAAACGUC
Eruca vesicaria subsp. sativa (arugula) is the source of this 1720-nucleotide messenger RNA. NCBI's taxonomy places the organism in Eukaryota, Viridiplantae, Streptophyta, Magnoliopsida, Brassicales, Brassicaceae. The record is from the annotation of a GenBank genome assembly.